AUGUGGUAACAGAGAUGUCUCGUGGUAAUUUAUUAGACUGUUGAGGGGAAACUUGAAAAGGGACUUUUAUAUUACAUUCUGCAGAAUUAGAUCUCUGCUUCGAACUACGGCGAAUUCAAUGUUGGACGUUGGCAGCACCGCAGUCACGUGAGGAGUCGAAAAUCGAUAGUUCCUAUCUUCACGCCGUUGGUAUUUACAGUGAAAAGAACUGUAUCAGGCUGUGUGAAACGGCUUAAGAAUAUUAAUUAAAAAGCUAUUAUUUAUAAAUACUUGGAAAUAAGAUGUCGUAUCAAUUAUAUAGAAAUACUACGUUGGGAAAUACGCUGCAAGAAAGUCUGGACGAGUUAAUUCAAUAUGGACAAAUUACACCUCAACUUGCGAUUAAAGUGUUACUUCAAUUUGACAAAGCUAUUAAUCAGGCUCUUGCAACAAGAGUCAAAUCACGGCUUACAUUUAAGGCUGGCAAGUUGAAUACCUAUAGAUUUUGUGAUAAUGUGUGGACUUUCAUGUUAAAUGACGUCGAAUUUCGAGAGGUUCAAGAAGUGGCCAUUGUUGACAAAGUGAAAAUAGUGGCUUGUGACGGCAAAACUUUAGAUGCAGAUGCUACCACCAAACGAUAACGGCUAUUGGAAUGGAAUUUGACUGAUGUUUAUGAUCAUUACGUUUAGGUGAUUGUGAGACUUACUUGAAGCAUAAAUCACAUUGUCAUGUAUUGGAAAGGCAGCCUGAUGAUAAUUCAGUGAAACAUUAGACAAAUAUGAUUGUGAUGUUUGCAGUUAAUUUUAUACAUUUCGUCAGUGAAGGAUCGUACACAUUUUAUUAAGGGUAAUUUUAGUUGGACUUGUAAGAUGAGCAAUUGACAUGCAAUGAAUGUGUAUGUAUCACAGAAUUUUAUAUUUUGUACAAAGUUAGUAAAAUGACUAAUUAUUCAUAUUGAAGGUUGCUAAUUAAUCAAUGCCUUUAAUGAAAGAAAAUAAUUUUCACUUAAAAGUAUCGUGUAGCGAUCUGCAGCAGCAAUGCAAUGCAAUGCAAUGUGAAAUAUUGUUUGGCCUUUAACAAGUACUUUUAAAAAUUACCAUACCGAUAUAUGUUUGUAAUUCUCAAGAGUCAGUGAUAUACUUACAUUGACUUGCAAUUAGAUUCAUUGAUUAUAAUUCCUUUUUGAGUAAAUUUGAAAUAUAUACAUAGACUGCAAUUAGUAAGCCUAGUCAGUAAUAUUAAAUGAAUGAAAUCUGUCAGGGACCAAAUAGCUUAACAUAAAUUCGAAACCUUCGAAUACAGUAAAUUGAUUCAUAACAUUUAAAAGUUCUGCAUUCAUUAACUGUUCAAAUGGAGCUUCCCACUUGUCACUUACACAAUAUUUCGAAUAACGUAGGAAUCGCAUCAAUCGAUGAACAGCUGAGUUAUUAAAUUGUAAGUAAAUAAGUGGGUUCUAAAAUUGUCAGGUCACAUGGUCUAUUUGAAUCAAGAACCAUUCUAUGUGUAAUGCACAGUAUUUUUCAAGUAACACUAAUAAAGUUAUAUAAAUUUAACAAAUUAUACAUUGGAUUUAAAUAAACUGAACACUAUAAGAGUA
Messenger RNA from Orussus abietinus, 1576 nucleotides. RefSeq names its product transcription initiation factor IIA subunit 2 (gene TfIIA-S). NCBI's taxonomy places the organism in Eukaryota, Metazoa, Arthropoda, Insecta, Hymenoptera, Orussidae. The record is from RefSeq and is a predicted model, not a curated record. Bases 282 to 620 code for a protein of 112 amino acids. Gene Ontology annotation, biological process: transcription initiation at RNA polymerase II promoter; RNA polymerase II preinitiation complex assembly. The transcript has 5 exons. Gene Ontology annotation, cellular component: transcription factor TFIIA complex. Gene Ontology annotation, molecular function: RNA polymerase II general transcription initiation factor activity; TBP-class protein binding.